Molecule: messenger RNA, 621 nt
Organism: Pyricularia grisea
Lineage: Eukaryota; Fungi; Ascomycota; Sordariomycetes; Magnaporthales; Pyriculariaceae
Exons: 2
Coding region: 1-621 (206 amino acids)
Source: RefSeq, a predicted model, not a curated record
AUGCAGUUCUCUUUCGCCAAGAUUGCCGUCGCCGCCCUGGCCAUUGGCUCCAACGCCGUCCAGGCCGCUCUCACCCCGGCCCAGAUGGUCUCAAACAUCCAGAUGCUUACCCAGAAGUCGCAGGCCCUCCAGGCUCCCGCCCAGUCCAUCACCAUCCUCAACGGGCCCCUCAUCGUCAUCGGCCAGGGACCUUUCCCGCCAAUCAUUGCUGGAUUCACCGACAUCAUCACGACGGUGUCUACUGCCCUCGCGCAGAUGCAGGGGACUCAACCCGUCCCAGCCGGAGCCGAUGCGGAUAGUAUCUUUGAGGCCUUCCGCGAGUUUGUCCGCGUCCACCAAGUCCUGCUGAACAUCUUGAUCGGCAAGGCAGGACUUUUCAACACUGUGCCCUUUAUCGGACAGCCUAUUGCUUCUAUCCUUCGCCAGCUCGAGGCCAUUGUCGACACCAUUGCUUUCAGCCUCAUCGACCUCGUCGAGAGCCGCUCAAUGGACCUCACGAACCAGGCCAACAGCCUCAGUGCGACCAUCACCACCGCCAUCAACUCGUACGACGGCCUUUCUCUCUCCAAGCGCGGCCUUGAGAGCAACAGCGCCAAGUUCCGCGCCGCUCUCCGUGUCUAA